AUGGCUCGUGGCAAUUCCAGUCCAAAUAGAUCACGCAGUAAAAGUAGUUCACGCUCGGGAAUAACAAGAAGCCAAUCACGGAGAGGUAGGAGUCCAUCUCCCAGUAGAUAUGGUAGUCACAGGUAUAGGCGCUCACAAGAGAGAAGAGACAGUCCAUGGCCACGUAGAAAAAGCACUGAACGCCAAUCGCAGAAUAGACGCAAUGAGGAAAUAUGGGAAGAAGAUGGGAUUGACAUGAAGCCAUUGAGACUUAAUGCUGCAGAGAAAGUGUCGACGCUACCAAAAAUCGGUGAGAUAUACAGUGAGGUAAAAGCCGAUGUGAAGAACAUAGAGAAACGGUUGAAAUGUCUUUCUGAGAAACUUGAAAUGUUGUCAAUUAACGAGGCAAAUGAAAUAGCUGAUGCUGUAAUUCUUCUGAAAUUUUUGAAAAAAUCAAAUCCUGAGAUUGAGAUGGCGGGGCAAAUGGCACAUAAAGGCGUCCUUUUGAUGCUUCAGGCAGAAGUGCUAUCCAAGAAAGGAAAGGAACUACUUGAGCAGAGUAAAAACAAGAUAAAGUCCACAAUGUCUUGA
Molecule: messenger RNA, 570 nt
Organism: Sphenostylis stenocarpa
Lineage: Eukaryota; Viridiplantae; Streptophyta; Magnoliopsida; Fabales; Fabaceae
Source: the annotation of a GenBank genome assembly